Aethina tumida (small hive beetle) is the source of this 2064-nucleotide messenger RNA. It is a transcript of the gene TTLL12, whose product is annotated as tubulin--tyrosine ligase-like protein 12. Lineage: Eukaryota; Metazoa; Arthropoda; Insecta; Coleoptera; Nitidulidae. The record is from RefSeq and is a predicted model, not a curated record. Gene Ontology annotation, biological process: protein modification process. The transcript is spliced from 4 exons. Bases 208 to 2007 code for a protein of 599 amino acids.
CUGCAGCUACGUAUUUUACAACGUGCAUUUACCUGCAUCUACUUUACAUUCUGUAUUUUUACGCUAUUUUAAUUCAUACUUACGGACAACGCGUGUCGGAUGAAACCUAAAAAUAACUUUAUGAAUUGAUAUCUAAGAGAUGUCCGCAUCUACAUUAAUAGGAUUUUAUGAAUAGGUUAUAUUUAUAUUAUACACUACACAUGAAAAAUGGGGUUCGAUUUUCUUGACUUACACAAGAGUCAAUUGAAGUCUUCCGGUGUUCCGGAAUGUCAUUGGGACGCAUUGAAAUUGAAAUUAGAAAAGGAAAUUUUCGAUGCGGGAGAUCAUCUCCGUAUCGUGAAGGUGGAUCAUGAAGAUGAACGGGGAAGAUAUGAUCCGGCCUUCGGCUUGCAGGCCCUCCAUGACAUAUCUAAAGAUGAUCCCCAAAAUAUUUUUUUGAUUGAUCACUGCUGGACCUACAAAGCAAGCGACUUGAGGAAACAGUUGAUGGAAAAUGAGUAUUUACGUCGUAGGCUGGUUGCUAUGUUUGAUUUCAACAAUUCUCAACCCCAAGAAAAAUUAGUACAAGAUAUUUACGACUAUUCAUGGAAAGUCAGUGGAAUGUACACAAUAACCAGUAAUGCUGAAGCCGAGGAUAGAGUUCCUAUUUGGUACAUAAUGGAUGAAGUUGGAACUGCUGUAUGCCACAGUGUAAAUGCUAACUGCCGUAUUGUUCCAUUUGUGUAUUUACCAGAACAAACAACAUAUUCAUUGCUGUUUUUUAUUAAAGACCUUGAUAAGGAAGACAUUGUGUUCAGAGAUUAUGCAGAAUUUGAAAAUGAUCCCAUUAAAAAGUCUGCUGCCCUUCUAUGUUGGCAGCCCAAGGAUUUCACAAGUUACAGCACUGAAGCACCUAUUCAAGGCAGUGAGUAUUAUUUAAGUGGUCAUAUUAAAGAGACCCUGCCAAAGACUGUUGAAAUAAAAAGAACUGAAAAAACAAAAUACAAAGUAUUUUCUCAGUAUCAGUUAAUUUAUGAUUACUUGAAAGAUGAAAGAUUUGAAUUAGUAGACAGUGAAGAUGAGGCUGAUAUACUUUGGUAUAUUGAUCACUUCAGAGAUUUUGAAAAAUUAAGUGAUACUCCAGAUAAACUAGUCAAUCAAUUUCCAUAUGAGUAUGUCAUAACAGUAAAAGAUUUGCUCUGUAUGACCUGCAGGAGACAUAAGAAUGAUGAUGAUGAUGAUGAUGAUAACAAUGAUGACCACUGGUUUCCUAUUACCUACAAUUUGAAAAUAGAAGUACAACAUUUCUUAAGCUAUUUUCAACAAAGAGAGAAAAAAGGUCUUGAUAACUACUGGAUUUGUAAACCUUAUAAUCUUGCAAGAGGUUUAGAUAUGUACAUAACUAACAACAUUGACCUUCUUAUGCGAAUGCCUGAAACUGGACCAAAAAUUGUACAAAAAUAUAUCACAAAUCCUGUCCUGUUUCACAGAGACGACAUUGGAGAACGGGUCAAAUUCGAUAUUCGUUAUGUGUUGCUUUUAAAAAGUACGAAACCUCUAAAAGCCUAUGCAUAUAAACAAUUCUUCCUACGUUUUGCCAACAAAUCGUUCAGCUUGAGCGAUUUCGAUGUUUAUGAUAAACACUUCACUGUAAUGAAUUACCAGGAAGGUAUACCACUUGCAAAAAUUCUUGCAAAAGAUUUUAAAGACAUUUGGGCUAAGCAAUACAGCAAUUAUCCUUGGGAUACAAUUGAAAAAUCAAUAUUGAAAAUGUUCAGAGAAAUAUUUGAAUGUGCAGUCCAAGAACUUCCACCUUGUGGCAUUGCCGCAUCGCCUCAGUCCAGGGCGUUGUAUGCAGCAGACAUUAUGUUGCAUUGGACAAAUUCAAGUUUAAUUCAACCUAAGAUCCUUGAAAUUAACUUUGCUCCAGAUUGCAAAAGGGCUUGUGAAUAUUACCCUGACUUUUAUAAUAACAUAUUCCAAUUACUCUUUUUGGAUGAAGAAUCAGAUGAAUUUUUUGAGCUUUAGAUUUAUUACAUAUACUUGUUAUCCAAAUUUAUGUUAUUAAAAUUUAGUCAAACCACA